Akanthomyces muscarius is the source of this 1662-nucleotide messenger RNA. RefSeq lists its product as uncharacterized. The record is from RefSeq and is a predicted model, not a curated record. Lineage: Eukaryota; Fungi; Ascomycota; Sordariomycetes; Hypocreales; Cordycipitaceae. Bases 1 to 1662 code for a protein of 553 amino acids. The transcript has a single exon.
AUGCCUUCGCGCUCCCUCGCGAGGGACGAAUCGGUGCCUUUUCUUAGCGAGAACUGGCUUGAUCAGCCUAUCCAACUCGAAGAGGGCAGCAAUGAACCCGGUUGCCACAUCGUCGUGGCAAAGUCCUACGACAAAAGCGCCACCAGAUCGCGCUCGCCGUUAGCUGCCGCCACGGCGCCCUUAGAAUUUCUAGGCUGCUGUGCGGCUCGAUACUUGCGUCGCCAACGUGGAUGCCAAUUUCGAUGCCAAAUCCGAUGCGGUGUCUGGCGCCAGCUUGUAGUGCUCCUCAAACUCUACGUCCUCAGCUUUACCAUUAUAGCUUUCUCGGUACUCGUCAUUUUCCCGUCACACACCGACCCUCCGGCCCAGCACAAAAUUCUUGAGCAAAGAUGCCCCGGGCCUGCCCCGAGCACCGGCUGUGCCAACCCGCACAACGAGCAGAUAUUUAUAGUCGCUUCCAUGUAUGACAAGGAUGGAAGCCUGCUUGGCGGGCAAUGGGGCCAGCAAUUGCUCGACGUCGUCAAUCUCAUCGGCCCCGAGAACGCCUUCGUUUCCAUCUACGAAAAUAAUAAUGCGCCCGCCGGUUCCGCUGCUCUCUACAACUUCCGCCAACGGCUGCCUUGCCGGAGCGACCUCGCUCAUGAGCAGCACGUUGAUCUCUCACAGUUUCCCAACAUCACCAUGCCCGACGGUUCCGAGCGAAUGAAACGAUUGGCCUACCUCACCGAGUUGCGCAAUCGAGCCAUGCGGCCCCUCGAUCGCUUCAACGAGUCUGUCGGCGCCUUUGACAAAGUUUUGUUUCUUAAUGAUGUCUACUAUCGCCCCAUUGACGCUGCACAACUCCUCUUUUCCACCAAUGCCGACGACAGCGGUCACACCCACUACCUAUCCGCCUGCGCCAUGGAUUACGAUUCUCCGGGUAUUUUCUAUGAUUCCUACGCUACGCGCGAUGCCCAAGGCUACGAGGUCGGCUCUCAAGAAUACCCUGUUUUUACUACGGCUGGAAAUGCCAUCUCGCGCCAUGAUAUGCUAGGUAACACCGAUGCCGUCCGCGUCAGCGCUUGCUGGUCUGGCAUGGUUGCCAUGCAGGCAAGAUGGGUUCAGAACACCAAUUCAACAUCACUACCAACACCCAAUUUUCAAGAUGUUGCUGCCCACAUCAUUGAUCCUGACGCGCCGAUGCCUGUUGAGGUACCAAUCCGAUUCCGCUAUGAGCCAGAAAUAUUUGCCGAUUCGUGCGAAUGCUGUCUCUUCCUGGCUGACGUGACGACCGUGGCUCGCAAAGCUGGUGCUAUUGACACUGAAACCUUUCUCAACCCGUACGUGCGCGUCACGUACAAGCCUAAGCUGCUCUCGUGGAUUCUGCUUAGCAAACGCUGGGAACGUAUCUGGAUUCCGCUGCAGGCGUUUAAUACAUGGGUCAAGGGCCGCCCAGACUUUAAUCCACAUCGCACAGUCCAAGAAGGCGACGUCUUUACCGAGGAAAUUUGGGUAGCUAACGAAUCGCUCCCAGCCGGCGGCAGCUGGGAAAUGAAGGAGCGCAAGGGCCGCAACGGCAUGAUUUGUUGGGGCCGUAUGAUGCACCUGAUGAAGCUCGGAGGCAAGCGUGGCGGUGACAGGAAUUGGGAGCGAGCCCAGAUACCAAAGGGUCACAUGCAGUGA